This is a messenger RNA of Hemiscyllium ocellatum (epaulette shark), 9152 nucleotides long. It is a transcript of the gene rad54l2, whose product is annotated as RAD54 like 2. The record is from RefSeq and is a predicted model, not a curated record. Gene Ontology annotation, molecular function: ATP hydrolysis activity; ATP-dependent chromatin remodeler activity; ATP binding. The coding region runs from base 350 to 4726 and encodes 1458 amino acids. Gene Ontology annotation, cellular component: nucleus. NCBI's taxonomy places the organism in Eukaryota, Metazoa, Chordata, Chondrichthyes, Orectolobiformes, Hemiscylliidae. The transcript is spliced from 24 exons.
CGCAGUUGUGACUCCUGUUGGUGGCCGGACCGUUUGUUGGCGCUCCCUGUUUCCCGGGAAGAUUGUGGGGAGCGUUGGAGCAGCGCUUUCUCUGAUCGCAGUCGAUGUGAGCGGGGGCGACCAUUUUACAAUUAAAGUCGGUUUAACGGUCGGGUACAUGGUCACGGAGUCGCGAGUGCCUGAGGUAUGCAGUCCCUACACCACCAUAUGGAAACCAGUGGACUAAAUGAUUAUACAUUUACCCUUAUAAUGAGACGCUCUCGAGGAAGAAUGAGAAAGGAAAAGAAAAAGCAGGUCCACAGAGGGGGGACAAUGAGUUUGUAAUGCACAGUGUCUGCUGCUCUGGGCCAUGGAGGACGAGUCUAUCUCAGGGAGUGAUCCAGAUGUGGAGUCGGAGGAUGUGGAAGAGGAAGAGGAGGAGAUGGAGGACAAUGAUGGUGAUGAUGAAGAUGACCUGGAGGAAAAUGAUGAUUCUGAGCCCACCCCUGUCGGUUCUGAGCAUUCUCCACAGCCCGAUGCCAGAGGAUGGAAAUGCUCCACUUCAACUACCUCAUCACAGAAUGAAAGGAAGCAGUCUUGCUCAGAAAAUGGCAAGAAGCAGAGGUCAACAAAGCCUGGCCACAUGAGGAGAAACAUCCGAAAACUACUACGGGAGGACCAACUUGAGGCUGGAACCAAAGCAGCACAGCUGGAGGAAUUAGAGCGACUCAAACGCCUUGAGCAACAGAGGAAGGAAUUUGUGUUACCAACUUUGCCAUUUGAUCUCAUACAAGAAUCCAAUACUCAAACCUUAAAAAAAGAGCCAGUCUGGAAUGAGGAAGAAACUGCACAGAAAACAGAUGAAGUUCCCCCAAGACUCCCCAAACCUGAGGUAAUCUGUGUGGAUAUAAGCAGUGGGAGUGAAGAAGGUGCAGCAGCCGAGGAGCAGGUCUUAAAGAAUGAAGAUGUGAUUGAGCUGAGCUCAGGGGAAGAAGAUUCACUGCACAUUCUUGACAGUGAAUCCAGCAACGAAGAGGAGGAGGUGAAUGAAGAGAGUAGUGGUGCACAUGUGAACGAUGCCUUGAAUCAGCCAGAUGAUCUGGGCCGAGUCCUAGUCAACAUAAAUCAUCCGCCAAAUGAGCAAGAUAUUUUCCUGGCACCCCAACUGGCACGAGCAGUCAAAUCACACCAGGUCGGUGGAAUCCGCUUCCUGUAUGACAAUCUCGUGGAAUCACAAGAAAGAUUUAAAAGUAGCAGUGGGUUUGGCUGUAUCCUAGCACACAGUAUGGGUCUUGGAAAGACCUUGCAGAUAGUCUCCUUCGUGGAUGUCCUCUUUCGAUACACAGAAGCUCGCACUGUCCUUGCUAUUGUACCGGUGAACACUUUGCAGAACUGGUUGGCAGAGUUUAACAUGUGGCUGCCUGCCGCAGAAACGCUUCCUGCAGAUUACAACUCUGAGGAGAUACAGCCCAGGAGUUUUAAAGUUCACAUCCUAAAUGACGAACACAAAACAACUGUGGCCCGUGCCAAGGUGAUUAAUGAAUGGUCAGCAGAUGGUGGUGUGCUGUUAAUGGGGUAUGAGAUGUAUCGUUUGCUGUCGUUAAAAAAGUCAUUUGUUACUGGGAGGAGGAAGAAAACAAAGAAACCAGCGGGACCUGUAAUUAUAGAUCUAGAUGAGGAAGAUCGACAACAAGAGCUAUUGAAAGGGAUUGAAAAAGCACUUGCUAGGCCAGGUCCUGACGUUGUCAUUUGUGACGAAGGCCACCGCAUCAAGAAUUGCCAUGCCAGUACAUCUCAGGCCUUGAAGAGUAUCCGUUCGAGGAGGCGAGUGGUCCUAACUGGGUAUCCACUUCAGAACAAUCUUAUGGAGUACUGGUGCAUGGUGGACUUUGUCCGGCCCGAUUUCCUUGGUACUAGGCAGGAGUUCAGCAACAUGUUUGAGCGUCCUAUCUUAAAUGGACAGUGUAUUGACUCCACACCGCAGGAUGUCCGCCUGAUGCGGUACCGCAGCCAUGUUUUACACAGCCUGCUAGAAGGAUUUGUACAAAGACGAGGUCACGAUGUCUUAAGAGGUCACCUUCCUGAGAAAGAAGAACACGUGCUGCUAGUCCGUCUCUCCAAAAUUCAGCGAUCACUGUACACUGAGUUUAUGAAUCGUUUCCGAGAUGCUGGAAACAGUGGCUGGCUGGGUCUCAAUCCUCUCAAAGCAUUCUGUGUCUGCUGUAAGAUCUGGAACCAUCCAGAUGUACUUUAUGAGGCUUUGCAGAAAGAGAACUUAGCCAAUGACCCAGAUUUAGAUCUUGAGGUAAAUGAUCUUAACACAGGCGCGCCAAAUGCACGUGCUCUGCCAGUUGGGGGCAAGAGGAAAACGGAAAGUGCAUCAACCACCAUAGAUUCAGCAAACAGCAAAUUCACCCAGAAUGUUGGCUUCAACCAUUUCCAAGACAAAACUAACCAGGUCAUUACCUAUGAGUGGGCUAAGGAUGUUUUGGCAAACUACCAACCUGGCUUGCUAGAGAACUCUGCAAAAAUGGUCCUGCUGUUUGAGCUGAUAGAAGAGACCCUGAAACAUGGGGACAAGAUCCUUGUGUUUAGCCAGAGCCUUUCUACGCUCUCAGUCAUUGAGGAAUUUCUCGGAAAGAAAACGAUGCCAACAAAAACAGGCUCUGAGGAACCUCCACAACCAUGGAUCCGAAAUGUUACCUAUUACCGACUGGAUGGAAGCACCUCUGCAAUGGAUCGGGAAAGGCUGAUCAAUCAGUUCAAUGACCCUCGCAAUACUAAAGCUAAUCUCUUCCUGUUGUCUACACGAGCUGGCUGUUUGGGAAUCAAUCUGGUUGGGGCCAAUCGAGUGGUGGUGUUUGACGCUUCCUGGAAUCCCUGUCAUGAUGCUCAGGCAGUGUGUCGUGUGUACCGCUAUGGUCAAAAGAAGCCUUGUUUCAUAUAUCGACUGGUUUCUGACUACACCCUAGAGAAGAAGAUCUAUGAUAGGCAGAUCUCAAAGCAGGGCAUGUCUGACCGUGUUAUUGAUGAUCUCAAUCCAGUGCUGAAUUUCACCAGGAAGGAAGUGGAAUCUCUCCUGCAUUUUGUGGAGGAGGAGCCUGUUUUAUCAGAUACCAGCAUUGAACCAGAGAAAAUAUGUGAUGAAGUAAUUCUCAGAGCAUGCGCCAAACAUAAACAGCUUGUUACUAAGCAACCUUUCCAGCAUGAAUCAUUGCUGAUGGACCGCAAGGAAUACAAGCUGACCAAGGCAGAGAAGAAGGCAGCGAAGAAGAGCUAUGAGGAUGAGAAACGGGCAUCAGUCCCUUACACUCGGCCAUCUUAUGCCCAGUAUUACCCAGCCAGUGACCAGAGCCUUACCAACAUCCCCAUCUUCAGCCAGCGACAUUGGAGGGGCCCAAUCAAGGGGCUGGAUGAGAAGCCAGUGGCUAGUGUUCGCCCAUUGCAGUCAACGCCAAUUCCAAUGAUGCCUCGGCAGGUGCCAGGUGGAAUGGCAAUACCGAGUACAGGAUUUGGUCCUGUGUUCCCAGUCAGUCACCUCCAGCGUGCUGGUGUCGUGGUACAGAAAAUCGUCACCACCACAGAUAUAGUUAUUCCUGGAACCAACACAUCAACUGAUGUCCAAGCAAGGAUUAAUGCUGGGGAAAGCAUCCAUGUAAUCAGGGGAACAAAAGGGAUGUACAUACGUACCUGUGAUGGAAGGAUCUUUGCUGUGCGAAUGGGCAAUAAACCAAAAGUGACUGAGGGAAGCCAUGCAGCUGCAUCAGGUUCGCAGGCAGAUUCCCUUAAUCAUGGGGGUCACAGCUCUUCAUCCCCUGACCAGGCACAAAAGGGCCUUUCCCCAGAGGAGAUCGCACGGCCUCUUUCCCCGGACAGUCCAGAGAUUAUAAAUGAGCUGCAGCGUUACGCCGAGGCAGCAGCUGCCAGAGAGUCCAGCGACCGGCCUGGCACCGUCACCAACACACAUGGAGACCACAGCAAACUGAGGCCGACCCAGCCAUCUGACCAACUCCUAGGCAUCAACAAUUCUGCCUCAGCCCGUGCUGCUGCCUUGAACAUGCCAACAGCAAGUCGCUAUAUGGACUGGACAUCGGGAGCUUUUGGGAUGGAUGUCAGAGGAGGCAAGCGCAAGGCUUCCUCUUCUCCUUUAGAGGACCACGUCCGGAAGCAACGGCACUCAAUGCCAGCACACAACUACUCUCUUCCUGCUGGCUUUAACUUAUCGUCUGUUGGCUUGAGCCCUGAGAUGUCUGGGCUGGCUGGUAAUUGUCCGACUCUCCUAAAUCCCCUGUACAGCACGGGGAGCCCCUACUACACACUGCCUGGCUUGUUGGGGGACCCACGCCUGAUGUUCCCCAUGACUACUGACCCGCGACUCGCUGCUAGCACUGCUGGCCCCGCUGCCCCUACCUCAGCCACAGGCACCGCGGCGCCCUUCAUGCUCAACCCAACCUCGACCCUGCCCGCAGGCCUGCUGCCCGGCCUGCACCACCCAUUCGCCCAGUCUCUGCUAAAUGAGCCCCGGAUGUUCGCCCCAUACCCGAUGCCCCUGCUCACCAACAGCCUGCCGGCCGGCGUGGGACAGACCAGCAGAGUCUUUGCGCCAUCAACGUCGUCAUCUUCCAGCUACCCAGCUCCGGAGUUCCUUGGCACCACGGUUCCACGAGUGGACCCACCUGCAGGCUUGGACACUGCUGGCAGUUCAGAUGACGAUGUCAUUGAGGUCACGAGUAGUAACACAGGCUGACCUACUCCUAAGGGACAGGGCUGUCAUCCAAAUCUUUUUAAGUAAUUAAUUAAUUGACAAGUCAUUCACCCAAAUUUUAUGGCCGAUGACUACCAUUGUAAAUGUUGUCUUUUUUAUGUUUUUUUUAAAUUAUUGGCCAAGUGGUUUUUUUUCAUUUUUUAAAUAAAACUUUACGCUGGAUUUUUUUUUGUUUCAUGUCUGGAAGGAAUUUUUACCUUCAUUUAAGAAUUUAAACAACCUCUGACUUAACUUGAGCAGGAAAAGUGCAGUUACUUCCUGUCUUUGCUGGAGAGAGUGGUGUCAUCAAAUCUAUUUAAAGGGGCUGAGUCACAAAAAUUGACUGCCCCUUUUGUAGGUUUCUCUUUUGUGUGUUUUUUUUAAACGAGCUGAUGUGCAACUUGCUGACCCCGGAUGAGAAAUGGAAUGGAGAGUUUUCUUCUGUCAGUAGGCGAAGAGGGUGAAGGGAGAUGUGGCAAGUGAAGAGAGUUUUUACUCUGGGAAGGAACUGGAUUGAAAAGCUAACAUAAUUUAUUCCCUGACAGUUUAGAGGCUAAGUGCAACAUGCUGUGUAGUUUGUAAGGUUUCAGGCACUCUUCUCAAUCACUGAACCUGGUGUAGUUGUUUCAGUCAUCUCCCCACUAUGAUGCAUUCUCAAUGCUGACUGUUGUUAGAGAGUGGGCUUGGUGGCCUUGCUGGAAACCGGAGAAUUGUACUCAAACGUGAAACAAAGGGUCAAAAUUGAAGCUGAGUGAAUGAAAAAAAUCAUUUUUGUUCAUAAUACUUGGAGGUACCACUGACCAGCAAAAGUGGAAACUAAUUGAUUACAAGCUCCUAUUUUAUGUUCUGCAAAAUACCAUAAGCCCUGACUCUUCCUCAAUGGUUGUUAAUUUUGAAAAUUAUAUGAAGCUUUCAAAUACUGUAUGCUACUUGGAUUGGGUUAAUGGAUGAUUGGCAAAAUUCUUGCCUGUCUAUUAGUGAAGUUGGGGUUCGUGGGCAGGGGAAACUCUCUGAAUGAAACUAAUACGGUUGAUGUUUUAUGUAGAAUAUCUUGACACAAUGACACAUGGAACAUGACACAAUGCAGUGUCAAAUCUCACAGCAGACAGGCCAUAUGAAAUAAUCUGUAGGGAAUUGGUUCAUUCAGGUAAAAUUCAAAUUGGUGUUUUUACACUAAUAUUAAACCCAGUGGACCUGUGGAAGGUUUCCCAGUUUAAGGGUUUGCUUUAAAAUUUAGAACUAGCAUUAUUAAUAUUGUUUCUUUUGUAAGUAAACUCCACUUUAACUUAUUUAUAAACUUGGGUAUUUAUCAUCACAAGUUUCUACAGUACAGAUGUUUUGUUUUUUUAAGAGGGAAAGGGGGAAUUAUAAUUCUGACCAAAGUUCAGCUAAUAUUUGGACCAACUGUAGUCAGACCAAACUGAUUCUGGUUCCUUGAAUCGAUAAAGAAAUGGUAGUUGAAUGGUGGCCAUGUUGGAACAGUCUGGCUGUUAGCCUGUUAAUGCACCCCUGGAAGGGGUUUAGUGACUAAUAUAAAGACAACUUCUCGUGUUUUAGAUGUUUACUGUAGUUUUGGAAAUGAAAAUGAGGCCUCCAUCAUUCCUUAGUUCAGUGACUCUAGGUGGCCUCAUUACAGUUGAUCACAGGGUCACUGUUCUGGCAUAAGCUAUUGUUUGCUGCAUUUACACCACCAGUGAGUGUAUGUGUUCUUGUUAGCUUCAGUUAGGAUGCCAAGAGCUUAUGAACAUAGCACAGAGUUGGCCAUUUCCCAGAGAGGAGAAGGUGAGAAAUGGAAUACAGGUUCUGUUUUGAAAUUGGUUCUAAAGUCCUGUCCACUUUGACGUGAGAAUGGUCAUUCAAAUCUCUGGUUAUUGAUUUAGCCCAACUUCAUUACCCUAAACAAUCGUUCUAAUUUUCCCCACUGGUAAGACAUGUUAAAUCUGAAUAUAUCUCAAGUUUUUUAACGAGAAUUUUGUUGCUCUCCUGAAGGCAGCAAUUCACUGUGAUGAGCAGCAUUACAGAGACUGACCACCUCACCUGCUUAAAUCCACGAGGUGAGGUGCUAUUCCACCACUACAUGGGUUGCCAUAAUGUAAUUAUGCAGCACAUGGUGACCACAUGCUGGCACUUGAAGACUGGAGCCUGAGUGGUUAUACUGGGCAGUAAUAAUCCAAAUGUUUGCUCUCUGAUGUGUUGAUAGUGCCCCUGCCAGCAUGACAUGACUUUUAUCUAAAUUUGAGUGGUAUUGAGGCCUGAGAUUAGGCUUAAUGUAACCCUGCAGAGUUUGUCUAUUUUGUACAGCCUGACAACUGACUACUAAUUUAUGGCAAUGGUCAUGGUGCUUGAGUUGUCUUAUGCUGUCCCUGAAACAAUUGAUUGCUGAAGCUCACCAUUUUGGUGACGUGAAAUACAGCAAUAUUGUCUCUCGAGUGCCAUUUUCCUCAUUUCCCUCCUCUUGUUGUCCCUUCCCAGUUCAAUCAGUUUACAGACACACAGCCAGAUCACUGGCAUCUGUGAAACCCACUCAUGGACAAGUCUACCUUCCGCGAACCUGCCGAGCUUGGCCAGGAGAGAGCAUUCAGGGUAAAUGUAUUAUAUUUUGUUUAUUGCAAUAGCGUAAAUAAAAGACUUUAACAGGAGGUGUUCAAGAAGCCAGGUGUGAUCUGAUCUGGGAAAUGUCAACACAAUGUGUACUAGUUUUGAUUUGAUUUUUUAACUUUUAAUCAUUUUAAGUCCCAAGACUGUUAUUUGGAAAUUGUUACUAUACGAGGUGGACAAUGUUAUUAAUCAAUAGAAGCCUUAGAUAUAUUAGCUAUGCAAUUUUUUUUUGUGUUUUUGUUUGUACGUAACGCAGAUGGGGUGAAAUAAAAGGGGGCUUUAAUGAACUUGUCAAACUACCAGACGUGGGACCCCCAUCUGUCACCUAGUAAUGAAGAAGUUACAACUCUCCAAUGAGUUGAAAUUGUUUCUGAAAUCCUGUAAGAUCCCUAUUAGAAGGGUUGGUGGGGGGGGAAGAGUGCUUUUAAUUAUCAUUAUCUUGCCAUUAAAUUACCCUGGUCAACUCCUAUUUAAACUGAAUAAAGUCUUGGAACAGUUCUUUUUGCCUGGGGCAUGGGAUUCAGUGCAAAGCUGGCUAUGAGAGCUACUAGCUAACCUUGGGGAUUUAGUUCUUGGAAAUCUUCCAUUAUAACAGCAGUAAUUGUGAUAAUACAUUUGAGUUCCUUCCUAAACUUUGUAUGAGUCUGUAAGGAGCAUGUAGCAUUUGUCUUAUGCACGGGACCCAGCUCUCCCCUGUACUUGCAUUUUUUUUUGCUAAAAGUGGAGUAACUUCUUAUUGUGUACCAAACAUCAAAUCAUGUUAUUUAUUAAUAUUUGGUGCACAUCCAGUUUCUGACUGUGCCAUCCACCUCCAUCCUCCCACCGCCCCAACCACCUUUGUGCGUUGUUCCUGCUGUUAAUACAAUCUUCAGCCGACUGUUUCAGUCAGGUGAUUCUGCUUUUAAAUGAUGAAUUCCAAGACUCUGCCUUCUAUAUUAAAGGAGGAUGCUGGUUCUGGAAGUGUUUGUGAAUUCUCUGUUGUUGCUGGGGAGUCUUAGUUCCUGUGUGUACCUUGCUCCUUCAGAACAGACCCACUCAUUAUAACAGCUGCAGUUUUUUUCAAUGGGAGAAAUUAAUUUAGUAAAUAAAUCCUCAUUUCAGUUGUAAUUUAACCAUUCACUGCUACAGUGCUGGCAUCAGUAUCCCCUUCUGAUUUCUGUUACACAUUUGCAGGCUAUGUUAAUAUAUUAAGGCCAAUGCUAUGCAAAUUAUCUUUAUCCUGAAUGCCAGAGGUCAGAUUGUGUUGAGAGAAUGUCAUGAUUUCUUCACAUUGAGAGUUUGGUGAUGGAAAAGUGGUAACUUGUUUAUGUAACAUUCUGAAUCUCGUCACCCUUUUAGUGCUUCCAUCGUUUUUUCAUUAAGUGUUAGAGUGAGAUACACCUGCAAGUACAGGUGUGUUGUCUUCUGCUCCUGGAGGGCUGUGCACUGGACAAGAUCUUGUCUAUUUGUUUGCUCAUCUUCAUUAAAUGAGGAAAUGGAUUUAAAACGCUGCAGUCAAGCCCCAAAAGCUGUUACCACUACUUGUUGAGGGUGUCUGUGGUGCUACCUGUCCUUCUGCAAACUGCUGCUCUUGUGUGUGAGACAGGUGCAACAGUGAAGUGCUACUACCACUGCACCGGACAGGCCUGUGUUAGCUCUCCUUGUGAUAUAUUCACUGUACAGGAGGCAGUGUGGUUUGAGUUUAUUCCCCCUCUCUACUUUCACCCUGCCCAUAAAAUAUAUUAAAAACCAGUUUGUUCAAAAUAAAGACCUUUUGUAAUUAAAUGUUACAAGUCUGUAAACUGCCUAAUGGACCUCUUGUUUUUAUUUUGUAAAAUGAAAAAUAAAGAUU